AUGACUCCCACCCUAACACCUCCAAAUGAACCUGACAAUAUCAUUGUUCUCUCUCCCUCCCGCAACACGCCCGAGCCCACAGGUCCCUGGUCGUCACCAGCGAGCGCCCAGAUCGUCCCCGAGACACCUCUUCUACAGCAGUCCUCAUCCAACACUUUUGGUAGCACGCCAGACUUCACAGACGCCACAACUCAAACCUUCGACGACUAUUCAACGCACAUCUCCACCCUGGACCUCACACAGCUGCGUCGCUCUCGCCGCCAAGCUAUGACUGAGCUGGAGAACAGCACAGCUGAAGUUAAUCGUCUCUUAGUUUCCGGCCAGAUUCUGGAGGCAAUCAAGCUUACAACCCAGGCCCUAGUUAAGCAGGCAGAGCAUGAUCUUGUCGAGGCAAGGCUGAAGCUUGUGCAAGCAGAGAAUAAGGCUAGUAAGGCGAUCCGAAAGAGGACUGUUGCGAGUUGGAUCAUCGGUCUUAUUGUCCUUAUGUUUGCGAUCUGGUCUCAAUACGACAGUCCGGACCGAAUAUACAUCAGAAACACUCAGAAGCAAUUCUGGGAGGGAAGGGAUUGA
Molecule: messenger RNA, 570 nt
Organism: Pseudocercospora fijiensis CIRAD86
Lineage: Eukaryota; Fungi; Ascomycota; Dothideomycetes; Mycosphaerellales; Mycosphaerellaceae
Exons: 1
Coding region: 1-570 (189 amino acids)
Source: RefSeq, a predicted model, not a curated record